Molecule: messenger RNA, 777 nt
Organism: Penicillium robsamsonii
Lineage: Eukaryota; Fungi; Ascomycota; Eurotiomycetes; Eurotiales; Aspergillaceae
Exons: 2
Coding region: 1-777 (258 amino acids)
Source: RefSeq, a predicted model, not a curated record
AUGAUCAAUUAUUUUGGUCCGUCGUGGGAUUCCAUGCCGUCACAUAAUGACAACAUGCUUAAGGAGUCUCAGGAACAGAAUACACGGCUGAGGCAUGUGGUGAAGGAACAGGAAAAUAUUAUCCUCAACCUUGCGCAACACCACGAAGAAGUCACCGGCCAGCUUGAGCAGCAUACGGCAAGGAUUACAAAAAGGAUUGCUGACCAUGAGCGCGAAAAAGGAAAGCUAGUUCAUGAUCUCAAGGAGCAGACCAGAAUAGCGUCUGCGCUGGAAAAUCGAGAUACGAAAAUGAAAAAAGUAUUCAGUGACACUGCCAGCAUAAUGUUCUUAGAACUCGAGUAUCAGGAAGAACUGAUCAGCAAAAUGGCACCAAACGAUGGGGACUUCUUCCAGCCAACCCACGAGAUCCUAGUGAAUUUGGUUAAAAACAUUGGACAUUGGACAGCAGACGACGAGAAUUCAGAUAUGAUGUUUGAUCUUGAAGAUGAGCCACAGUUUGAACAGCUAUAUGCGAAGCUUUUGUCUCGAUUCGACGAACAAUCAUACCAGCUCAAAAUACAGGCAAUAACGCUCAACAGACAGAAAAGCAUUAUUGACGAACAAGCGAGCACUAUCACCGAACUCGAGGCACAGAAACGAAAAAUUGCUGGCAAUCUCGAGGAACAAAAUGGAAGGCUGGCUUUGAUCCUUGAAUAUUUGCAAGGAAAUGGUGGGAAAGGCACCUCUCAUCUUGGCCAGAGAAUGGUUUACAGAACCGAGCAGCAUGGAUUCAGUUGA